AGACGGUGCGGUCUCCUUGGUCAUUAACCUGGGGUCCGGGGCCUUCGAGGCCAUUGUGGAGCCGGUCAAUGGCAAAUUCAAUGACAACGCGUGGCAUGACGUUAAAGUGACACGCAACCUGCGGCAGGUGACAAUCUCUGUGGAUGGAAUCCUCACCACAACAGGUUACACACAAGAGGACUACACCAUGCUCGGCUCAGAUGACUUCUUCUAUGUAGGAGGGAGCCCCAGUACAGCAGAUUUACCUGGCUCUCCAGUCAGCAACAACUUCAUGGGCUGCCUCAAAGAGGUUGUUUAUAAGAAUAAUGACAUCCGUCUGGAACUGUCUCGCUUGGCAAGAAUUGGUGACACCAAGAUGAAGAUCUACGGGGAGGUGAAGUUCACAUGUGAGAAUGUGGCCACUUUGGAUCCCAUCAGUUUUGAGACCCCUGAGGCGUAUAUCAGCCUGCCCAAGUGGAACACCAAGCGAAUGGGCUCCAUCUCCUUUGACUUUCGUACCACUGAGCCUAAUGGACUAAUCCUCUUUACCCACGGCAAGCCCCAGGAGAGGAAGGAUGCCAGGAGCCAGAAGAAUACCAAGGUAGACUUCUUUGCAGUGGAGCUCUUAGAUGGGAACCUCUACUUGCUGCUUGACAUGGGCUCUGGCACUAUCAAGGUGAAGGCCACCCAGAAGAAAGCUAAUGAUGGAGAAUGGUACCAUGUGGAUAUCCAGCGAGAUGGUAGAUCAGGUACUAUAUCAGUGAACAGCCGGCGCACUCCAUUCACUGCCAGUGGGGAGAGUGAAAUCUUAGAUCUGGAAGGGGACAUGUACUUGGGCGGCCUGCCUGAGAAUCGGGCAGGCCUCAUCCUUCCCACAGAGCUGUGGACGGCCAUGCUGAACUAUGGCUAUGUAGGCUGCAUCCGGGACCUGUUCAUUGAUGGACGGAGCAAGAACAUCCGACAGCUGGCAGAGGCACAGAAUGCUGCAGGGGUCAAGUCCUCCUGCUCCCGCCUCAGCACCAAGCAGUGUGACAGUUACCCAUGCAAGAACAAUGCUGUUUGCAAGGAUGGUUGGAACCGCUUCAUCUGUGACUGCACUGGCACCGGUUACUGGGGUAGAACAUGUGAGCGAGAGGCUUCCAUCCUAAGCUACGACGGCAGCAUGUACAUGAAGAUCAUCAUGCCCAUGGUCAUGCACACAGAAGCAGAGGACGUAUCCUUCCGCUUCAUGUCCCAGCGUGCCUAUGGACUUUUAGUGGCCACCACCUCACGAGACUCUGCUGACACCCUGCGCCUGGAGCUGGAUGGAGGACGUGUCAAACUCAUGGUCAAUUUAGACUGUAUCAGGAUAAACUGUAACGCCAGCAAAGGACCUGAAACUCUCUAUGCUGGGCAAAAACUCAAUGACAAUGAGUGGCACACAGUCCGGGUGGUGCGACGAGGAAAAAGCCUCAAGUUGAUGGUGGAUGAUGAUGUUGCUGAGGGUACAAUGGUGGGAGAUCACACCCGCUUAGAGUUCCACAACAUUGAGACAGGAAUCAUGACAGAGAAGCGGUACAUCUCAGUCAUCCCCUCCAGCUUCAUCGGCCACCUCCAGAGCCUUAUGUUUAACGGGAUGCUCUACAUUGAUCUGUGCAAGAAUGGUGACAUUGACUACUGUGAGCUAAAAGCACGUUUUGGCCUCCGUAACAUCAUUGCUGAUCCAGUCACCUUCAAGACCAAAAGCAGCUACUUGAGCCUAGUCACCUUGCAGGCCUACACUUCCAUGCACCUCUUCUUUCAGUUCAAGACCACGUCGGCUGAUGGUUUCAUCCUCUUCAAUAGUGGUGAUGGCAAUGACUUCAUUGCAGUUGAACUGGUCAAGGGGUAUAUACAUUAUGUUUUUGACCUUGGCAAUGGCCCUAAUGUCAUCAAAGGCAACAGUGAUCGUCCCCUGAAUGACAACCAGUGGCACAAUGUCGUCAUCACCCGAGACAACAGUAAUACCCACAGCCUAAAGGUGGACACCAAGAUGGUCACUCAGGUUAUCAAUGGUGCCAAAAAUCUUGAUCUUAAAGGUGAUCUCUACAUUGCAGGCCUGGCUCAAGGCAUGUACAGCAACCUCCCGAAGCUAGUGGCCUCACGUGAUGGGUUUCAGGGCUGCCUAGCGUCAGUGGACUUGAAUGGGCGUUUGCCAGAUCUGAUCAAUGAUGCCCUCCAUCGCAGUGGGCAAAUAGAGCGUGGAUGUGAAGGACCAAGUACCACUUGCCAAGAAGAUUCCUGUGCUAAUCAAGGCAUCUGUAAUCAGCAGUGGGAAGGUUUCACCUGUGAUUGCUCCAUGACUUCAUAUUCAGGCAGCCAGUGCAAUGACCGUGGUAAUAUCGACCUGAGCAAGUUUUCCAUUCAACCUGCAGAAAGAAUGAACAGAUGACCAUGUCUCACAAAUUCGAUACAGAGAUUUGUUAACCGGCUGGAAGAAGAGGCUGUCAAAACGCCAAGCAGCAGAUGUCUCAAGUGCCGACGUACAUGCCCCCCUCAGUCCCAC
Molecule: messenger RNA, 2503 nt
Organism: Alligator sinensis (Chinese alligator)
Lineage: Eukaryota; Metazoa; Chordata; Crocodylia; Alligatoridae
Product: neurexin-3
Exons: 13
Coding region: 188-2389 (733 amino acids)
Source: RefSeq, a predicted model, not a curated record